Brassica napus (rape) is the source of this 1260-nucleotide messenger RNA. RefSeq names its product transcription factor HFR1-like. The transcript is spliced from 5 exons. Gene Ontology annotation, molecular function: protein dimerization activity. The record is from RefSeq and is a predicted model, not a curated record. The coding region runs from base 243 to 1076 and encodes 277 amino acids. Gene Ontology annotation, cellular component: nucleus. NCBI's taxonomy places the organism in Eukaryota, Viridiplantae, Streptophyta, Magnoliopsida, Brassicales, Brassicaceae.
UGCAUUAUAUAUAAAUUGUCGGUGGUACUUAAAUGAAAAUCAUUUUUCUUCAAAAUAAAAGAACCAUUCAUGAUACCGAACGUGGCUUAACUCAAGUGGGUCGCUAAACUGGCUGACAACUGUCAUCCAGCUCCGGCCAUUCCUAUAUUAUAAAUCAACGAUAUUUCAUUUUCUUGGACAACUCUGAAGUCCUCAGACACGAACUUUCUCUAAGUUUUAUCUCCAGUUUCUCUUUAACUAACAUGUUAAAUAAACAAGGAUUCAUGGAGCUGGGGUGGAACAACGACGUUGAAUCACUUGCUGUGAAAGAUCAGGGUAUAUCAGAAAGAGCAAGAAGUGAUAAAGAACGUCUCAUCACCGGCUUUAAAUCGAGCUACGGCUACGUUGAUCAUGAUCAAACUGAUAUUCAGUUUCAAACUGUUCCAGAGAUUCAUAGAGAAGAAGAAAUCUCGGAGAAAGACUUGACGUUGGCUGUCCCUGAUGAACAUUCUGAAACUGGUGAUCAUCAUGAUCAUCAAACCUAUGACUUUUCAGAUAAUCAAAAUUAUUUGAGAAACAAGCAUGUGAAGCCAAAACGGUCUCGUAUCGAGAUCUUCAGUGAUGAUGAAUCGGAGGGGUUCACAAGAGAAGUUCCUACAGUGACAAGAAAAGGUUUCAAGGGAAGAAGAAACGAUAUGUUGAGUAACAAGAUGCGUAAGCUACAAAAACUGUUACCUAAUUGUCACAAGGAGGACACGGUUUCUGUUCUCGAUAAAGCCAUUGAGUAUAUGAAAGAUCUUCAACUUCAACUCCAGGUGAUGUCUAUAAUGGGGAUGAAUCCUUAUUUUGCUCAAGCGACAUUAAACUUUGGAAUGCACAACCACCUUGUGACGGCGAUGGCUAUAGCUCAGGGUAUAAAUCUGGUGAAUCAAACAACGUCGUCACCGUUAAUCCCGGCGUCGAAUUCGCUGUUGCCACCGUUUAGUAAUCUAUUAAUCCCACACACAUCUAACCAAUCUCUCUUUCCUACAACAGCAUUACCAGCUUCUUCUACUCAAUGUCUUUGCGGUUUGGUUCCUUUUCCCAAGUUUCCUUGAUUUUUCUUCCCAUACGAUGGGUGGAAGACUAUAAUCUGUAAGUUGCUACAGAAAAGUUUGUAUGAAAUGUUCUUGAUUAGGAAAAAACAGAAAAUCGAAAAUAAGACAUAUGCACAAUGUGAUUUAAUAUAUUUGGAUCUGGAAUUGACCAAUUUGUUUUAAUUACAGCGAUUCAUUGCACCAA